Molecule: messenger RNA, 945 nt
Organism: Ogataea haglerorum
Lineage: Eukaryota; Fungi; Ascomycota; Pichiomycetes; Pichiales; Pichiaceae
Exons: 1
Coding region: 1-945 (314 amino acids)
Biological process (GO): protein localization to kinetochore; kinetochore assembly; mitotic cell cycle
Cellular component (GO): chromosome, centromeric region; nucleus
Source: RefSeq, a predicted model, not a curated record
AUGAGCAACGAGUCGGCAGAGAUGCUUGCUUCGCAGCUCCUGACGGAGCAUCUUGGUUUUCAACCUAUCUCUGUGAUUGACGACAUCAUCAACAUGAUCAACGAAAUUAUGUAUCGAUGUACAGAGCAAUUGGAGCUGGCUUUGAUCCAGAAAAAAUUCGAUAAAGAGGAGGAGGGAAGACAGCAGCAAGAGCGCAUCCUGCAGUCGCACAACGAUGAUGACGACGUGAUAGUAAACGAGGAAGAAAUACGAGAACAAACUACUACGGGAUUUAGCUACACCGUGGAAGACAUACAGAAGGGAACAGCCACUCUAGAAUCUUUGAUGGAGCAUGUGAUCAACAAAAACUUUGACAAGUUUGAGGUGUAUGCGAUGAGAAAUAUACUGAACAUACCGGCGGACCUUGUCGCAGGAGGAUUUGUGCGACUGAAACACCAUCGUGGGAUGGAAAUACGCGAUAAUAUAUCUGAGGAAGCACAAAGAUUGGAUUCUGAGUACGAGCGACUUGUGCGCGAGCUGGAGGCUGAAAUCGCCGCCAACAAGGUUCUGAACCAAAUGCUCUCCAAGUUCAGUCAGCUUCUGGACUACUCGAAGAAGCUCAAAGCAGAGCUGUCUUUCAUCGACCUGAAAUCAGAGGAGUCUCUAAAGGGCGAAACCAGCACCAUCCUCGAGAAAUUAACCCCUCUGAGGGAAACUUACAAAUUUCUGAUCAACGAGGUAAAAUAUAUGUAUGACAAAGUGGAAUCCAUGAAGGAACUCUUGAAUGACCCAAAAACAGUUGCAUUUGAUCACACCGAGGAGGAUAGGUACCUGAAUGGACGCAUCAAGGGAAUCUUAGAAGAGUUGGGCUUUGCAAAGGCCUCCAAGGCCUCCGGGUCCAAUCCUCAAGUCCAGCUGGAACUGGUGCAAAAGCUGAACAGUUUCUUGGACAAGGAGCUACAAUGA